Messenger RNA from Sorghum bicolor (sorghum), 1524 nucleotides. RefSeq names its product alcohol dehydrogenase-like 4. Gene Ontology annotation, molecular function: zinc ion binding; S-(hydroxymethyl)glutathione dehydrogenase [NAD(P)+] activity. Lineage: Eukaryota; Viridiplantae; Streptophyta; Magnoliopsida; Poales; Poaceae. Gene Ontology annotation, biological process: formaldehyde catabolic process. The record is from RefSeq and is a predicted model, not a curated record. Gene Ontology annotation, cellular component: cytosol. The transcript has 10 exons. The coding region runs from base 160 to 1344 and encodes 394 amino acids.
CGCCUCCAUGGCUGCCGGUUGAUAGGAGCAUAAAUAGCUGGACACUGGUGCCGGCUGGCCACCUCACUAGAGCCAAGAAGACGAUUUCUUAUCCCUGAAAGAAAAAGAGGAAAAAGAAAAAGGCUUCAGGGGGAGAAUCAGGAUAAAGAAGACGACGCCAUGACGAACGGGAACGGCGGCGUCGCCGGCGGCACCCGUGGGAAGCCCAUCAAAUGCAACGCGGCGGUGGCGUGGGGUCCCGGAGUGCCGCUGUCGGUGGAGGAGGUGGAGGUGGCGCCGCCUGGGCCUCUGGAGGUCCGCGUCAAGGUGCUCUUCACCUCCAUCUGCCACACUGAUCUCAGCGCCUGGAAGGGAGAGAACGAGAUGCACCGCAAGUACCCUCGCAUCUUGGGCCAUGAGGCAGCCGGAGUGGUGGAGAGUGUGGGCGAAGGAGUAGACGGUUUGGCCCCUGGAGACCACGUAAUUCCCAUCUUCACCGGGGAGUGCGAAAAAUGCGUGUAUUGCAAGUCGGACAAGACAAACCUCUGUGGAACCUACCGUGUAGAUCCUUUCAAGACCACCAUGGUCUUUGACAAUGGCACGAGGUUCUCCCUGGUGGACCGCAACUCUGGGUUGCGGCAGCCGGUGUACCACUUCCUCAACACCUCCACCUUCACCGAGUACACCGUGCUUGACGCCGCCUGCGCCGUCAAGAUCAACCCCAAGGCCCCGCUCCACAAGAUGUGCCUCCUCAGCUGCGGCAUCUCCACAGGAGUGGGAGCUGCGUGGAACAGUGCAGACGUUUCUGCUGGAUCAACAGUUGCAGUAUUUGGACUUGGCGCUGUUGGUCUUGCUGUUGCUGAGGGUGCCAGGCUGCGAGGGGCAGCUCGGAUCAUCGGCGUGGAUGUAAACCCUGCAAAGUUCAGCAAAGGUAAAGAGAUGGGUGUCACCGACUUCGUGGACUCUAGGACCUGUGACAAACCAGUCCAUGAGGUGAUCAGCGAGAUGGCGGAUGGAGGUGUAGACUACAGCUUUGAGUGUACCGGGAUCAGUGAUGUGCUGCGUGAGGCCUUCCUGUCCACGCAUGAUGGUUGGGGCCUGACGGUGAUGCUAGGGAUCCAUUCAACGCCCAAGAUGGUGCCGCUGCACCCGAUGGAGCUCUACGGCCGUCGGAUCAUCGGCUGUGUCUUCGGCGACUUCAAGGGCAAGUCUCAACUGCCCAACCUCGUCGACAAGUGCGUCAGCGGGGAGGUCAAUAUAAACUUCGAUGGCUUCAUAACGCACAAGAUGCCAUUCUCGGACAUCAACAAAGCUUUCCAGUUACUGGAGGAAGGCAAGUCGUUGAGGUGCCUGCUCAAUCUCUGAUGGACAAUACCUCAGGAACAGUUUUGAUUUCAGUAGCAAAAUAAAUGUACAAGGAAUUAAUGUUUUCCCUAGUACUCUUUCUGUACAAGGAAUUCUCAUGUUCAGGUAUGUCUUGUAAAACGAAUGCUACUUAUUUGAACAAAACAAAAUGACAUUUAUUCUGGGAUCAGGUAUUCCUAA